UUUUUUGAGACAGGGUUUCUCUGUGUAGCCCUGGCUGGCCUAGAACUCCUUUUUAGAUCAGGCUAGUCUUGAACUUAAAAGGUUCACCUGCCUCUGUCUCCUGAGUGCUGGGAUUAAAAAAGUAUACACCAUUGCUGCCUGAUUUUGGUUUGAUUUUAAGAAGUAGGUUAAAGUUUAUUUAUAUUUUAUGUAUGAGAGCUCUGCAUGUAUAACUGCAGGCCAGAAGAGGGCAUCAGAUCCUAUUAUAGAUGGUUGUGAACAACCAUGUGGUUGCUGGGAAUUGAACUCUGGACCCCUGGAAGAGCAGUUAGUACUAUGAACCGCUGAGCCAUCUCUCCAGCCUCUAAACCAAGUCUUUUAAAGUCAGGUUUUAGUAGCUCUGAAAUCUGAUUUGCUCUUUCUCACUAGUAGAGCAACUUUAUGCUGGUGAGCCUAAUGAGCCAAAUUUUGAUGUGUAUAAUUGUUUCCAAAACGUAGGAUAUAUUGGAUUUAUUUACAGUCUGCAGACAUAUAUAUAUAUAUGGGUAUGGAUGUGUUGAAUGUGUGUAAAGGUCAGAGGACAACUUGUGAAAGUCAGCAUUUUCCAGUAGGAUCAAAUAUUCAGGCUUGGCAGGAAGCACCUUUUAUUUAUUCAGCCAUCUUCCAGCCCCUUUCUGCUUUAUCCCCCACCAGCCCAUUUUGAGACAGGUCUCCCUAUAAACAGCUUAUAAAUCCUACUAUAGUUAUCUUCCAGAUAAACUCUUCUAGAAAAACUGAAAGUUAAGAAGGGUCUUGUCCAACCAACAUUAUUAUAAUUGGUCCUUUUUAAAAAAAAAAUUCUUUGGAGACCUAGCGACGGGCGGAGGGCUGCGACAAUGGGGCGGGCAUGUUGCAGUCAGGGAUACACGAUCUGGGCGGCAGAGUCAGUUCGGUGCUCCGUGCAGUGCUCCGCGAAGCGGCUAACAGGACGUGUGAGGCCGGCAGAGCAAGCCGGGAAGCAGCAGGGUGGAAACGUAGCAGGGCCCGCAGCUUCAGCAGCCGCGGUGGCUAUGGCUCCGAUCAAGGUGGGAGAUGCCAUCCCCUCCGUGGAGGUAUUUGACGGGGAACCUGGGAAGAAGGUGAACCUGGCAGAGCUGUUGAAGGGCAAGAAAGGUGUGCUGUUUGGAGUUCCUGGGGCGUUCACCCCUGGCUGUUCUAAGACCCACCUGCCUGGGUUUGUGGAGCAAGCUGAGGCUCUGAAGGCCAAGGGAGUGCAGGUGUUGGCAAGUCUGACUGUUAAUGACGUCUUUGUGACAGAAGAGUGGGGUCGAGCCCACCAGGCGAAAGGCAAGGCUCGGCUCCUGGAUGACCCAACUGGGGCCUUUGGGAAGGAGACAGAUUUAUUACUGGGCGAUUCUUUGGUGUCUCUCUUUGGGAACCGCCGGCUGAAGAGGUUCUCCAUGGUGGUAGACAAUGGCGUAGUGAAGGCGCUGAAUGUGGAGCCGGAUGGCACAGGCCUCACCUGCAGCCUGGCCUCCAGCGUCCUCUCCCAGCUCUGAGACCCGGCCAGAUGGAGGUCCUCUGUUGCUCCAUCUUCCCUGCCCAGCUUUGGGCCAAGAGGUCCAGCCCCUCCUCACCUGGGGCCCCUUAAAUGGAACCUUGACCAUAUUUCUGCAAUAAACAGUCUGAUUUUUGUCUUUGCCUUUGGCAUGGAAAAAAAAAUCUUUGAGAAUAGUAUACAGAAAUAGGGGAGACUGUCAUCAAAUCAGAUGGAAAGAUGGUUAGAAGUCACAGUAACUCCUCAAUAAAUGGACUGUUCUAUCACUCAACAACUGUAAUAUGAAAGAAUGUUGAGUUUGAGUUGUUUUAACUACCAUCUAUUUACGGUCCAUUUUUUUUUUUUUAAAUCUUUUAAGAAUAAUUUAUUUAGGGCUGGAGAGAUGGCUCAGUG
Alexandromys fortis (reed vole) is the source of this 1909-nucleotide messenger RNA. Its product is annotated as peroxiredoxin-5, mitochondrial-like. The record is from RefSeq and is a predicted model, not a curated record. Bases 855 to 1517 code for a protein of 220 amino acids. Gene Ontology annotation, biological process: hydrogen peroxide catabolic process; cellular response to oxidative stress; cell redox homeostasis. Gene Ontology annotation, molecular function: thioredoxin peroxidase activity. Lineage: Eukaryota; Metazoa; Chordata; Mammalia; Rodentia; Cricetidae. The transcript has a single exon. Gene Ontology annotation, cellular component: cytoplasm; mitochondrion; peroxisome.